AUGCGCAUACUCUUCACAAACAAGCUCGCACCAGCUAUCCAGGAUUAUCUCGAACAAUGCUUGGAACCUUCGCUGGACGAAUUGCAUUGGUCAUUAUAUAUGUGCGGACAUAAUUUUGAGACGGCAAGGCCUUAUUUGGUUUUCUCCUCGACCAACGCAAAGAAAAGGAAAACGGCCAUAGAAUUAGUAAGAGGUAGUGGAAUUCUUAGAGAUGCCCCGACUGUGAAACUGCGACAUACCUGUUAUAUUCCAGGUCUACACGCCCCAAUGGAGCUCCUGGGUGAUCAUGUCCGAGUUGAUGCUUCACACAAUCCAGCGAGUAACGAAUCAUUUUACUACAUGCCAUCUGAAAACACACUUGGAGUGUCAGUAUUUGUUGCUGGAUUACCGAACGAAAGCAGAAUGAGACAAGCUACAGCCGGCGGAAUUAUAUGUGUUGGAAGUCGGUUCUUUUAUCUCACGGUAUCCCAUGUACUUGAGCAAGACGAAGAACUGCAAUUACCGGGAGGUAAAUCCCGGAAUCAGAGUCAAAUUUUAGACGAAGACGAUAGCAGCGAUGAGGAAGAAGAGGAAGGUGGAGUUUCCGAACUCCGGUCCGAUGAUAGCAUUUCAACUGAUGGCUAUGUAAUAUCUACGUCUUCCAGCUGUGUGAAUCAAUAUUCAGAGGACGGUGAAUCACUCAAUGAAGCAAGCCAUGGGAUUCUCGCUAUUGCCAGGCUUCAUGAUGAAAUCGCGUUAUUUCAAGUCCAGAGGCCACUGCAGUCAAGCACCGCCCAAUUUGUACCAUCAGGCUUCAUCGAAUUGGGCCCGCCUGAUAGGAUCAGAAGCCACAAGCUCGAUUACCUAUUGAUUGAAAUUCAUGACAAGUCUUUGAUAAGACCCAACAUAUUAUCUGCGUCAAGAACCCCUUUGAGCAGCAUCAGCGUCGACAAGGUUGCUCAAAUUGACAAUGAAGAUUGCGAUGUAGCUGUCCUAACAGCGUCUAGGGGAGUUUUGAGGGGUGUUCUGAUUGCUACGCCUCGUUAUUUGAGCCUUCCUAAAGCUACUACUAUGCGAAAGACAUUUAGUCUUAGACUCGAUGGCAUAAUACAACGUGGGGACUGUGGGUCAUGGGUGGUUGAUGCAACCUCUGGUCAUUUCUAUGGACACAUAUUUGGCGGUGGUGCCGGGACCAGAACGGCUUAUAUAAUACCGGCCGCUGAUAUUUUCGAUGACAUACGAGCCAAAUGUGCACAGCCAGUGAUUCUACCUUCUGCAACAGGCGAAAACGUUCAAACUCACUCCCGGAUUCCUAGCAACGAGCUACACAGUGGGUCAAAGGCUAGUCAACAACCUGACUCUUCGGGGCUGCAGGAGGCUGGAACACUGGAAGAUAAAACAGUGAGCAAGGUGAAUCACGAAGCCUUUAAAGAAAUACUCGAUGAUAUCAUGUGCCCUGGAGACAGCAGUAACAGUACCGAAAGCCUGGCAGAGAACGCCCCUCAAAAAUUCGCUGUAACAGACAGAGAUAUAGAGGUCCUUAGCAGUGGCAAUGUAUCAGAAACGCCAAAAAACCAUCAGAUUUCGGAAACGUCUUGCUCUUCACCAGCGGUAAAACUCAAACCCAAGUUUCUUGAGGAAAACUCAAAGCCAAAAUCCUCUUUCUAUGUUCCAUCUUUUCGAACAUACACUAGCAAGCACCGUGACGCCGCUCAAGAUCCGGCUGAAAAGGCUGAUAAUGUUAACCACACUGACGGCUGA
Molecule: messenger RNA, 1740 nt
Organism: Talaromyces rugulosus
Lineage: Eukaryota; Fungi; Ascomycota; Eurotiomycetes; Eurotiales; Trichocomaceae
Exons: 1
Coding region: 1-1740 (579 amino acids)
Source: RefSeq, a predicted model, not a curated record